Cutaneotrichosporon cavernicola is the source of this 2400-nucleotide messenger RNA. RefSeq lists its product as uncharacterized. Gene Ontology annotation, cellular component: plasma membrane. The coding region runs from base 1 to 2400 and encodes 799 amino acids. The transcript has 3 exons. Gene Ontology annotation, biological process: transmembrane transport. The record is from RefSeq and is a predicted model, not a curated record. Gene Ontology annotation, molecular function: secondary active sulfate transmembrane transporter activity. Lineage: Eukaryota; Fungi; Basidiomycota; Tremellomycetes; Trichosporonales; Trichosporonaceae.
AUGGUCGCCUACGGUACUUUUGGGCAACGCGUCUCGGCCAAGGCCAAGAAGAUUGCCGGCCUCGACGACGACUCCGUGCCCCGUUCCAUCUCCGUGCGAGAGUACUUCCAGGAGAACAAGCGUGACUGGCCCCAGGCUGCCCUCGGGUAUGUCAAGAGUCUCUUCCCCUUCCUACAGUGGAUGCCGCGCUACAACCUUACGUGGCUCACUGGUGACCUGAUUGCCGGUAUCACCGUGGGCAUGGUCCUCGUUCCCCAGUCCCUAUCAUAUGCUCAGCUCGCCGGCCUGCCCGCUGAGUACGGUCUCUACUCGUCGUUCAUCGGUGUUCUCACCUACGCCUUCUUCGCCACGUCCAAGGAUGUCUCGAUUGGUCCCGUCGCCGUCAUGUCUCUCGAAACUGGUGUAGUCGUGCACAAGGUUUUGGCUGCCCAUCCCGAUAAGUGGACGGCACCAGAGAUCGCCACCUGCCUAGCCUUCAUCUGUGGUUGUAUUGUACUGGCGAUUGGUCUUCUCCGCAUCGGUUGGAUCAUCGAGUUCAUUCCUCAGCCUGCCGUUUCGGGCUUCAUGACCGGCUCCGCCAUCAACAUUGCCGCCGGACAGGUCCCAUCCAUACUCGGUGUGUCCAAGCUCUUCAACACAAAGGAGUCGACAUACAAGGUUAUUAUCAACACUCUCAAGCACCUGCCUCAAUCCAAGCUCGAUGCUGCCUUUGGUGUCUCGGCCCUCGCUCUUCUGUACUUCAUCAAGUGGGGGUUGGCGUAUGUUCAGCGCCGUUACCCCAAGUACGCGCGAGCCGCCUUCUUCGCCCAGGCACUCCGCCACGCAUUUGUGAUCAUCAUCUUCACCAUUAUUUCGUGGCGCAUCAACGUGCACGAGGCCAAGCCCCGCAUCUCGCUUGUCGGCAAGGUCCCCAGCGGUCUUCGGCAUGUCGGCCGUCCGCUCAUCAGCGGCGAGCUCAUUGGUGCUAUGGGCUCCCACCUCCCAGUCGCGACCAUCAUUCUCCUCCUCGAGCACAUUGCGAUCGCCAAGUCUUUCGGCCGUCUCAACGGCUACAAGAUCAACCCUAACCAGGAGCUCAUUGCCAUCGGUGUCAACAACACCUUGGGUUCCGUUUUCUCCGCCUACCCCUCGACUGGCUCGUUCUCGCGCUCGGCGCUCAAGUCCAAGUCGGGCGUCCGCACACCGGCAGCCGGUAUCCCCACUGGUAUUGUAGUCAUCAUUGCGUUGUACGCCGUGGCUCCUGCUUUCUACUGGAUCCCCAACGCCACGCUUUCCGGUCUCAUCGUCCACGCUGUUGCCGACCUCGUCACCUCGCCCAGCCAGUCUAUCGCCUUCUGGCGCGUUUCGCCCCUCGAGUACAUCAUCUUCGUUGGCGCUGUCCUCUGGUCGAUCUUCUACAGCAUCGAAUCGGGUAUCUACUGGUCGCUGGUCUGCUCGGUCGUUCUCCUCCUCUUCCGCAUCGCCCGCCCCAAGGGCCACUUCCUCGGCCGCGUCCAGAUUCGCACCGAUGAUGCCGAGGAUGCCCCGACUCGCGAUGUCUUUGUCCCUAUUGAGGACAAGGACGGUGUCACCAACCGCAACAUCACCGUCGAGGCUCCUCCCCCGGGCGUCAUCCUCUACCGCUUCGAGGAGUCAUUCCUCUACCCCAAUGCGUCAUACAUCAACGACCGUCUCGUCGACUACGCUAAGAAGCACACGCGCCGUGGUAAAGACUAUUCGCAAGUCAAGAAGGGCGACCGUCCGUGGAACGACCCCGGACCCAAGAAGGGCGAGGAGAACACCGAGGAUGACCGUAGCAAGCCUCUCCUUCGUGCUGUAAUCCUCGACUUCUCAGCCGUUGCCAACAUCGACACUACCGGCGUCCAGAACCUCGUCGACGCCCGCAAGGAGGUCGAGAAGUGGGCGGACCGUACCAUCGAGUUCCAUUUUACUGGAAUCUUGUCUCCUUGGAUUCGUCGGGCGCUCAUCGCCGGCGGCUUCGGGCGUGGCGUGGACCGUGCGGACCCGAACGGUGAGAUCGCUCCCGUUGUCGGCGCGUAUGGUGUUGGUGGUGAUGCGGACCCGCGGAGCGUACGGCCCACAACGCCGCGCCCCCGCGAAGAUGUCGAGACCGUCAUCGAGACCAAGCUCGACGAGUCGGGCGAGACCUCGUCGUCCUCAUCCUCGUACGUCGACAAGAAGGCCGACUUGUACGGCACAGUCAACGAGUCGGCCAUCGCGAGUGACGCGGAGCAGCCUGGCGACGUCCGGCGCACCACGGGCAGCUUGGGCUCAAGCCGCAGCUCGCUCACACUCCUUGACCGUGCCACGCCCUUCUUCCACUUCGACAUUCCCGACGCGCUGCACAGCAUGGGCCUCGCCGGCAACAAGAGUGGCCCCGUCUCCGGCGCUCACAAGUAA